UAUACCCUUCCCUGUUUUUAAACUCUUUUUUCUGAGCGCCGGUACCAAUGCAGAAAUCUUUCAAGAAACCCUCGAAUCGCUCCUCCCCUCCUCAUCGGCCCCAACUCCCUCUCCGUUUUCGUUCUCCGAGAUCGAUUUCGUUUCCUAAAAAACCCUAAUUUUGGUCGUUUCUUCUAAGAUCGGAGGGGCGCGACUCGAUCGCCGUGAGGUUUGCGGGACGGGAGGGGGCUGGAAGAGGGAUGGACGGCGGCGGCGGGGGAGGCGGAGGAGGAGGGGCGGCGGCGACAAGCGCGAACCCGAACCUGAACGCGAACAUGCCGCCGCCUUUCUUGAGCAAGACGUAUGAGAUGGUGGACGACCCGGCUACGGACGCGAUCGUGUCGUGGGGACUGGCGAACAACAGCUUCGUAGUGUGGAACACGCCUGAGUUCGCCCGGGACCUCCUCCCUAAGUAUUUCAAGCACAAUAAUUUCUCCAGCUUCGUCCGCCAGCUUAACACCUAUGGUUUUAGGAAAGUUGAUCCUGAUCGAUGGGAAUUUGCUAACGAGGGAUUUUUGAGAGGUCGAAAAGAUCUGCUGAGGACCAUUAAUAGGAGAAAACCCUCUCAUGCUCAUAGUCAAACACAGCAGUCUCAGCCACAGAAUGCUUCAGUUGCAGCUUGUGUUGAGGUGGGGAAGUUUGGGUUGGAUGAAGAAAUUGAGAGGCUGAAGAGGGACAAGGAUGUACUCAUGCAGGAACUGGUCAGGCUGAGGCAGCAACAGCAGACCACAGAUCAUCAGUUACAGACCUUAGGUAAACGCCUUCAAGGAAUGGAACAGCGCCAGCAACAAAUGAUGUCAUUUUUAGCAAAAGCCAUGCAAAGCCCAGGCUUUUUAGCUCAAUUGGUGCAGCAGAAUGAUAACAGCAGACACAUAGCUGGAGGGAACAAAAAACGGAGGUUGCCUAAGCAAGAAGGCAGUUUGGGUGGUGAUAGGGCAUCAUCGCUCGAUGGCCAGAUAAUCAAGUAUCAGCCUCAAAUGAAUGAAGCAGCCAAGGCAAUGCUAAGGCAGAUUCUGAAAAUGGGUUCAUCUCAGCCUAGGCUGGAAUCUUUUAGCAACCCUGAUAAUCUUUUACUAGAGAAUUUCCCUACAUCGCCCGGAGCAUUUGACAGUAGUUCUUCAAGUUGGAAUUCUGGAGUGACCCUUGCAGAGGUCCCUCCUAAUUCAGGGUUUCAGUAUGUUCCUGCGAGCUCUGGGUUCUCAGCAAUUGGCUCGUCUUCAGCUGUAUCUGAGAUUCAGUCUUCUGGAGGUGUAACAGAUAUGGUUGCAACCAACAAAUUGUCAGAUAUGGAUGUUUUAUCUGCAGUUCCAGAUUCCAUUGCUCCAUCAGAUAUGAAUCUUCCUGAUUUUCCUGAAUUAGAAGGGAUUGUGCCUAAUGACAGUGUUGACAUUCCAAGUGAGAGCUUUGCAAUGCCUGACCCCGAGAGCGUGUAUAUUGACCCUCUUACAACAGGAGUGGAUGAGGCAGCAAUUCCAAUUGAGAUGGAGAAGCCAUCCGUGGAUACUAUUAUCGAUAUCUUGGCUGAGGAUCAAAAGCUUCCGGGCAUUAUUGAUUCAUUUUGGGAACAAUUUCUUUCAGCCAGUCCUCUAGCAGGAGAGACGGAAGAGGCCGAGUCGAGCAUACAGGAAACAAAGGAGAUUCAGCUGGGGCCAGAGAAUGGUUGGAACGGUGCACAGAAUAUGGAGCAUCUUACAGAACAAAUGGGGCUCCUUUCUUCUGACCCCAAACAAUGAUAUCGAGCCAAUGCAGUUCUUUCUGACUCAAAGCUAAUAUGGGUUGCACUGUGCACGCGUGCCCUCGCCGGUCCAAAGCUACACCAACAGCUGAAUUUUGGCACCUGAUCUCUUGGUCUUUACUUGCAAGAUAAAUGACAAUCAUAUACAGGCAUCCAGUGACUCAUUUUUGCGUUCAGAUGGCUGCCAUGUGGUGGCCUCUGCUUGUCCUUAGGCAGCAGACCGUGGGCUAUGUUAAUGUUCUGUAUGUGAAGUUGCAUCCAUCACUAUUCACUUUAAAUAUGCUCUGGUAUGAAUGCUUCUCCCAUGCAGCACCACUCUGGUUUAUAUGCCAGUAGAAGUAAGACAAGGUGAGGAGAUACAUCGUCACACGUUGGGAGAGACAGGAUGGAUGCAUCAUUAUUUAUAGAGCUACGAAUAAAGUUAUUUGUAGCAAGACUAUGUUAAAUGUGUUUUCUGACAUGGAAAGAAGUGUUCUACGUUAGCAUCAUUAUUUAUUAUUACUACUUAUUUUCA
Messenger RNA from Phoenix dactylifera (date palm), 2288 nucleotides. It is a transcript of the gene HSF3, whose product is annotated as heat shock factor 3. Lineage: Eukaryota; Viridiplantae; Streptophyta; Magnoliopsida; Arecales; Arecaceae. Gene Ontology annotation, cellular component: nucleus. The record is from RefSeq and is a predicted model, not a curated record. Gene Ontology annotation, molecular function: DNA-binding transcription factor activity; RNA polymerase II cis-regulatory region sequence-specific DNA binding. Gene Ontology annotation, biological process: regulation of transcription by RNA polymerase II; cellular response to heat.